AUGCUUGCUCAUCAAGCAACCUUUUAUUUUCAGUUUGCUCCGAGGUGUGCUGCACUCAGAUCUUUCAGCUCUGUGGUAAAGCAGAUCUCUCCUCUACAAAAAUGCAUUAAGGAAAUCUACCAAUCACCACCGCAUGUUGAUUCGAAGAUUGAGAUAAAGGGAUGGGUUUCCGGAGUCAGGAGUUCUAAGAAUGUUGCAUUUGUUGACAUGGUAGACGGCACAACUCAGAAAGAUGUCAAAUGUAUUAUUCGGCCUCCUUCUCUUCUUCCUGAUGGUGUGAAGGUAGGCGUUUCUUUAUCCGUGAAUGGUGUCUGGUCCGAGGGAAAAGGUAAGCAAAAGUAUGAGUUGCAGUUGAAUAAGAGCAAGAACGAAGACGCCAAAAUUGAUAUCAUUGGUGGGGUUGAAGAUUUGUAUCCUUUGCUAAAGAAGAAGCAUACUGAGCAAUUUCUAAGGACAAUUCCGGAAUAUCGGUGGAGACAGCCAGAUGCAGCUGCAAUACUAAGAUUUCGUUCAAAGGUCGAGAAGUCAUUCGUGAAUUUCUUUGACUCUCAAGAUUUCACGAAGACACACCCACCAAUUACAACUAGCAGUGAUUGUGAAGGUGCGGGUGAAAUGUUUAAAAUUGAUGCUGCAUCAAACAAUCCUAAAGAAGCAACCUUUUUCGGUAAGGAGACAUAUCUUACAGUGUCCACACAACUUCAUUUGGAAGUUCUUUGUGCGGCGUUAUCCCGUGUAUGGACUCUUACUCCAUGUUUUCGUGCGGAAAAGAGUGAUACAAACAGACACCUAUCUGAGUUUUGGAUGUUGGAAGCAGAGAUGGCGUUUGCUAAUCAUGUGAGUCAGCUUACGGACUUUUCGGAACUUAUGAUCAAGAAUGUGGUCCACAAGCUUUUGUCUGAUGAAGAUGGUAUGGGGAGUAAUCUACUUGAAACUGCAAGUAAGGAGGACGCAGAUGCAAUGAAGAAACGCUGGCAAAUGCUUCUUCAGCAGGAUAAAUGGGCAUCUAUCACGUAUACACAGGCCAUCAAAAUAUUACGGGAAGCAUAUGAAACUGGAAAAGCUGAUUUUAGAUAUAAACCUACUUGGGGUGAAUCGUUAAAGUCAGAACACGAGAAAUGGCUCGCUGGAAAGUAUUUCAAGAAUCCUGUGUUUGUUACAGAUUACCCUCUUGAUCAGAAGGCUUUUUACAUGAAAAUAAACGAGCCAGACGGAUAUUUGAAAGAUUUGCCACCUACUGUUGCAUGCUAUGAUAUGCUUGUUCCAGAUAUAGGUGAAUUAAUAGGUGGAUCAGUGAGGGAAGAGAGCUAUGAAAAGUUGAAUUUUGAGAUACAGCGUAGAAAUAUGAAUCCAAAGCCCUUGGACUGGUAUUUGGCCCAGAGAAAAAAUGGCACAGUUCCGCAUGGGGGUUUUGGUAUGGGAUUUUGA
Molecule: messenger RNA, 1425 nt
Organism: Brettanomyces bruxellensis
Lineage: Eukaryota; Fungi; Ascomycota; Pichiomycetes; Pichiales; Pichiaceae
Exons: 1
Coding region: 1-1425 (474 amino acids)
Biological process (GO): asparaginyl-tRNA aminoacylation
Cellular component (GO): mitochondrion
Molecular function (GO): ATP binding; asparagine-tRNA ligase activity
Source: RefSeq, a predicted model, not a curated record